AUCUGUGUGUCAAAGGCAUGCCUGUGUUAUAUCUGUGAUAUGUGGUUGUGUGUUUUGUUCAGACUAUUGCAAUGGGACCACACAGUAGGAAAAUUAAAGGUGAAAAUCAUUCGUUUACUGAUCUGAAACGGCUGAAGAAGGACAAAAAGAAAUUGAAAGAAGAGAAGUUGCUGAAACUUAUGGACGAUGGAAGCGUCGAUCCGAAAUGUACUAUUGAAAACAGCGAAACAAAAAUCCCUGCCAUGUCUACACUUAGCAUAGCAGUACCAGGAUCUAUCAUUGACAAUGCACAGUCUCCAGAACUUCGUACAUAUCUCGGUGGACAGAUUGCACGAGCCGCCUGCAUCUUUAAAGUUGACGAAAUUGUGGUGUUUGAUGAUUUGGGUAAUAGAAAUAUUGCUGAUAAUUCUAUACAAGAGGAUAUGGAAGGAAGGAUUGUGAGACACUGUUGUAUCCAGCUGGCAAGGAUAUUGCAGUAUCUUGAAUGCCCACAGUACUUACGGAAAUAUUUCUUUCCUAUUCAUAAAGACUUGCAAUAUGCAGGCCUCUUGAAUCCAUUAGAUGCCCCUCAUCACAUGCGACAAAAUGACAAAUUUUCUUACAGGGAAGGUGUCACAACUAACCUGCCAGCGAAAGCAGGCAAAGGUUCUGUUGUUAACUGUGGUCUCCUCAAAGAUGUAAGUGUGGAUAAGAACUUAACACCAGGCAUCCGUGUGACAGUGAAGCUUUUGCAAUCUCGUGAAGGUUCAAAAAAAAUUCACGGAAUAAUUGUACCACCAUCUUUGCCAUCAGCAGAGACAGGGGUGUACUGGGGUUACACAGUCCGGAUAGCACAGUCACUAGGGGAAGUGUUCUCACAAGCCCCAUACACUGGAGGAUAUGACCUCACCAUUGGAACUUCUGAGAGGGGAAACAAAGUAGAUGACAUUCCCCAGAGAAGUCUUCAAUACAGUCAUGCAGUUGUUGUAUUUGGAGGUCUCCAUGGUCUUGAAGCAGCAUUGGAUAAUGAUGAAGUAUUGACAGUAGAUGACCCAGCUUUGGUAUUUGACCAUUAUCUUAACACUUGUUCUGGGCAAGGGUCAAGGACUAUAAGAACUGAAGAGGCUAUUUUGAUUAGUCUUGCAGAAUUGCGGUCAAAAUUAAUUCCAAAAUUAAACAGUCCUGUGGGAAAGUAGUGAUUUUCAUGGAGUGUUUAGGACAAUAAAGUGUUCUGUACAAAAAUAUUUAUUUUAUCUUCAGCUAUACACAAUAUUUUAAGUUCUCACUCAGACUCGGUAAUAUUUUUACAGAAAUCUUGAUCCAUACAUUUCACCUCUCAAGCUGACAUUUUUGAAUUGAUCCUUCCACUAUGUCUCUCAUUGUUGCUAUUACUUUUCCUGGAUCCUCUGCUCCUACCACAGCUGUACCUGAGACAAUCAUAUUUGCACCAGCCUGGAAGAAACACAUUAUCUCACAUAAAGCAAAAUUAAUAUAACCAAGUUUUGGGGCUAGCAAGGCUCACCAUAUUCAGGUUAUAUAGUAUGUGUUGUAGAUAUACAGCUCCUAAAACAUUGUUUAAUUUUAAUAAAUAUUGUAAACUGGAAUACUGUGCAUCCAUAAUUUCUAAUAAGAAACUACCAAAACUGACAUGCAAGGUGCUUUUCUACCCUAAGGCCCAUUUUACACAAUACAUUUUUCUGAUGGAUGCCAAAAUCAAUGGCCUGUUAAGAAAAAUAGAUGAAGCUGAAAUGCAAUAGGUGAAACAAGCAGCUUCACACUGCCGUCAUCCAGUGAAAAUCUUCUACCCUCUAUGGCUCAGGCUUUCUCCACACCCAAUCAACUUGAUCAUAUGUUUCCAAAGUUGCUUGAAUUGCACACCUUGUGUGGCAUAUUUCCAUACAGCAAUGGAGUAACCAGAGAAUACAUAUUUCUUCUUGAUACUUUUCAUUGCAACCACCACUUUGCAUAUGCAUUAGGAUUAACCUAUUGUGUCAUCCACGAAUACCAGAUAUAUGGUUGAUAUAUUCCAGCAUAGUAAUAUAUUUGCAAAUGUUGAGUAGUGUGGACAUGCAGCUGGAGGAUGCACUCAAUUUGUAAAAGAUAAAAAUUAAUAUAUGGUAUUACAUAUGACUUCUAAGCCUAUAUUUACUUACCUCUAUUAUUUAAUAUUAGUUCCCUCAUUAAAUUUUAUUGUUAAAGAUUUGCAUAUGCAGUAAUUCUAUCAAAGCUACUUAAGUUACAGCUUAUGGAGGUACCCAAUUUGUUAAUGUUGUGUUUUCAGGAAUGUAAUCAUAACAUAAUUGAUCAUUUCUA
This is a messenger RNA of Zootermopsis nevadensis, 2292 nucleotides long. Its product is annotated as 28S rRNA (uridine-N(3))-methyltransferase. The record is from RefSeq and is a predicted model, not a curated record. NCBI's taxonomy places the organism in Eukaryota, Metazoa, Arthropoda, Insecta, Blattodea, Termopsidae.